Molecule: messenger RNA, 1722 nt
Organism: Penicillium manginii
Lineage: Eukaryota; Fungi; Ascomycota; Eurotiomycetes; Eurotiales; Aspergillaceae
Gene: gmdA
Product: putative general amidase GmdA
Exons: 4
Coding region: 1-1722 (573 amino acids)
Source: RefSeq, a predicted model, not a curated record
AUGGCAACUGAGCUCACCUGGCGUGCCAAAGGCGAAGCCAAGCGACAAUCCAUCCUGGGCGCCAUUCCCGAGAAGUGGAUCAUCCCCGACAUCCCCUCCCCAGAAGAACAACAAGAUGUUACUGGUGCCUAUAUCCAGCAGUUCCUGAACAGGCGCGAAAUCGAAAUCACAGAAUCAGACGCUGUUGAUAUCGUUGCGGAAACUACUUCUGGAAGUUGGACUGCUCUCGAAGUGGCCGAGGCCUUCUGCCAUCGUGCUGCGUUGGCGCAUCAACUGGUUAGCUGCCUGCAUGAGAUAUUCUUCGAAGCAGCGAUCGAAGAUGCAAAGCGGCUUGAUGCCUACUUCGCUGAGCACAAAGCACCCAUCGGGCCCCUCCAUGGUCUCCCGAUUUCCUUGAAGGACCAAUUCCACGUCAAGGGCGUCGAAACAACCAUGGGCUAUGUAGGUUGGAUAAAUACAUUCCAAGGCCAACCCGAUGAUCCACGUCGAGGAGUGGAAGAAAGCGAACUCGUACGGGAGCUGCGUAAUCUGGGCGCAGUCCUAUACUGCAAGACGAGUGUUCCGGCCACUCUCAUGUCCGGAGAAACAGUCAACAACAUCAUUGGAUAUACCUGGAAUCCCAAAAACCGAAAUCUCUCCAGUGGAGGUAGCUCCGGCGGCGAAGGGGCUCUUAUUGCACUGCGCGGAUCGCCCGCUGGAUUUGGCACUGAUAUCGGAGGUAGCGUGCGCAUCCCUGCUGGUUUCAAUCAUUUAUAUGGACUGCGGCCUUCUGCGGGUAGGAUGCCCUACCAGGGGACUGCGAAUUCCAUGGAUGGACAGAGCAUGAUUAUGUCUGUCAUCGGGCCCUUGGCUCCUACAGCUCGCACCUUGACGCUAUUGUUCAAAAGCGUUCUCGGCCAGCAGCCUUGGAAUCACGAUCCACUGGCCUUGGAGAUUCCAUGGAGAGAAUCCAUUGUCCAGGAGACUCUUUCUUCCAUUGAGCAGUCGAAAACAGGGGCCUCGGGCCUUGCCUUUGCAAUCAUGCCUUUCGAUGGAGUUGGCCGGAUCCAUCCCCCCAUUGCAAGAGGUUUGAAGCUUGUUGCUCAGACUUUAAAGAGACUCGGUCAUAAAGUCAUUGAUUGGAAUCCUCCUUCUCACGUGCCAGCUCAUGCACUAGCGAGCAAGGCAUACCAGUUGGACGGCGGUACAGAUCUGAAUCACCAUUUCGGUCUGUCUGGAGAGGUCCAAGCACCACAGGUUAUUGUCGCGCAAGGCGGUACAGACAUGAUCGCAUCACAGAUUGCCGCGUUGAACGUAUCCAAGCGAGAGUACCAGAAACAGUAUAUGGACUACUGGAACAGUACUGCCGAGCUCACUGGCACUGGACGGCCUGUUGAUGGGUUCAUUUGUCCGCUUGCAUCUCACGCGGCUGUCAUUCCCACACAAUAUGACCAUGUGGGAUACACUACCUUUGUGAAUGUGUUGGACUACACCAGCAUUUCCAUACCGGUAACCUUCGCAGACAAGACGGUGGAUAGACUUCCUGUUGACACACCGCCGUCCGAGGCUGAGCCACACAUAGAUUGGGAUUACGAUGCCGAUUCUUAUGAUGGGGCCCCUGUCGGGGUUCAACUGGUUGGCCGGAGACUUCAAGAGGAGAAGAUGCUAACGCUUGCGCAAUAUAUUGGAGAGGAAAUCGCAAAGGAUCAUGAUGUAGGGCGGACACUGGCAUCAUUGGCGUAG